Molecule: messenger RNA, 2347 nt
Organism: Diospyros lotus (date-plum)
Lineage: Eukaryota; Viridiplantae; Streptophyta; Magnoliopsida; Ericales; Ebenaceae
Exons: 15
Coding region: 693-1979 (428 amino acids)
Source: RefSeq, a predicted model, not a curated record
CUCUCCCUCUCCCUGUCUCUGUCUCUGUCUGUGUCUUCGCUCCGAGUUAUAAAUAAAUAAAUAAAUCAAUCAAUCAACAACACAACAACAACAGAUCAAGAAGUCCAAUAAACGACUUCUUCCAAAGUUGAAAUUUUGGUGUUCUUUUUUUUUUUUUGGUUCGAGAGAGAGAGAGAGACCCUAGAUUGAUCUUCAACACCCCCUUCCCCCCUCUCUCUGUGAGCUGCGUGUGUGUUCUUUUCUUGUCAAAUUGACUCCAACCCAGACCGAGAGCAGAGUAAGCGGGAUCGUGUACUGUUGCAGGCAGAAGCUGCCUGUACUAGGGUUUUGAAUUAAACUGGAAUUGGAAUUUGACAGCUGCUACCUUUUCUUUUCUUUUGACUACCUCGAAUGCUGCUGCUUGCUGUCUCGUGUUGGAUAAUUCCCUCAAGUUGUGCUAGUGGGAUCUUGAUCGGGAUUUGGGCUUGAUUCCAUUCAAAUUUUGCUCCUAUCAUUAUUCCAACUCAGUUUCCCAUCCUCUCCCACAAACUGAAACGAAAAUACUAGAAGUUCUGACCCGUCAUUUCAUAUACAAGCGCCAAGUUUGAACUUCUAGUUCUCAAGUUUCCUUCCUUUCCCAUAUGUUGGAGUACGGAUAGUCAGUUCUCUAAUCACAGUUUUUCAUAUAAGAAAGGUAUAGCAAAUCUUUCAACAUGGGAUGCCUGGUAUCGACCCCAAAGGAAUCUGGGGGAAGCCGAAGGCGUCCAGCAAACAUUGGGGAAGUUUCAGUUUUUGUUCCCGGCUUGCGGAUCCCUAAACCCGUGGAUUUCUCUGAGUCACUUGGUGAUCAUUUGUCUAAAACUUUAGUUGAGCGACUUUCUGCUCUUAGAACCCGAAUAGUUGUAAUGGCUGGCCAAGAAGCUCCAACAAUUACAAGAACAAAGAGAAAAACUGCUACUCAACAUGGAGGUUCAACUUUGAUGGAUCUUCAGCAGGCACUUGAAGACUAUUUGCCAGUUCUUCUAGGAUUAGUAAAAGCUGGAAGCCCUUUGCAACACAUGGUACAGUUUGUCUGGGUUAAUCAGGAGGAUGAUUCAGAGGAGACAGCAAUAUCUAAUGCAUGGUAUGAGGUUUUGUCAGUUUUGCACUUGCUGGCUAUGCUAUCAUUAUCACAAGCUAACUUGCUGCUACUUCCAAGAACAUCGGCUGAUGGAUAUCAACCGAAAGUGUCAGAAGCAGAGAACAAGCGGGCUUCAAUUGAAAUAUUUAUAAAAGCGGCUGGGUUCCUCGAUUGUGCUGUCAGACAAGUUCUCCCUCUGUUGCCUGCUGAACUGAGGAGAGAUUUACCAGUGGACCUGGCUGAAGGAGUACUGCGGGCUCUCUGUCUUCAAGCAUUAGGCCAGGGUAUUGAUAUUCAACUUGGGCUGGCAAUUGAUAGUACCAAAGCCACACUUGCAGUGAAGCGACGUCUAGCUUGUGAGAUGGUGAAGUACUGGCAACAGGCUCAAGACAACAUAAUGAACCUUCCACUGUCAAAUGGUUGGGGUGAAAAGCACCGUCUCUUUGUGAAGUGGAAGUACAUCGAAGCUAAGGCUGCCGCAUAUUAUUACCAUGGUUUGAUCCUUGAUGAGGGAAACACGGAGAAAUCACAUGGGAUGGCUGUAGCUGCUUUACAAGCAGCUGAUGAGUAUCUCAAGGAAAGCAAGAAAGCAUCUGAAGCUUUCAAUAUAGUUCCUCCUCUAUCACGAAAUCCUCCUCUUUGGGGAACCAUGAAGUAUCUGUCUGAGAAGAUCCCAAAAGACACCUCAAGCAAGGUGCGGAUAAAUCGGGAUCUUUAUUCCCAUGAGAAAAUCAUGGAGACAGCACCAACAUUGCCUGACUUUGCUUUGUCCUUGAAACCUGAAGAGUAUCAACUUCCUCAAGUGCAUGUCUCUUGGGAUGAUGAGAACGUAAACAAAGUGCAAUAUGGCUCGGACAAACCCAAGAAUGAUAGAACAUAAGGCAUGGUUGCUUGUGUUCUUCCAGGGCUAAGAAGAUUGGCUUUUUGACAUGGUAAUCCGGGCUUCUUCAAGUAUUGUUUUACCGAAAGGUCAUAAAUAGCUCUUCUGCUCCUUACAGAAAUCUUUGUCCAUUUUCCUGGGAGAUUUGUGAAUCACCUGUAAAAGAGCUGUGUACAGGUCCCAGUUGUGCGUGGACUGACUCUCUAGGAAAUGGGACAUUUGUAUCUUUCAUUUCUUAAAUAAUGAUCAUUAAGUGGGAGUGAGUUAAAUUGUUCAUUUGUUUGAGCGGAUCACGUCCGUACACGUCUGUUUGUAAAAUUGACUAUUACAUGAAAUGACAAAUUAUCUCUGAAGCAUCUUUGUUUUAA